CUUUAGUAUUAGUAUUUCAGUGCCCGAAAACUUGAGUCACACGAAAUCACAUCUGUGACAGUUUAUGGCGUCAGUCAAUCUACUUGUAAGUUUGAUUAUAUUUCUAUGUUGUUUCUUCACUCGUGUAUUGCCAAUCUCUGUUUAUGCCUCAGAAUUGUUUUGAAGCGCAAAACUGGGUGGUUGGCAAUUAGCUACGUUUGGAAAUAGCCCUCAUUUCAAGUUAUUGAGCUUUUGGCUCCGUCGCUGAGGUACAAGAAUAGACCCAUCGAGCCUGCCUUGAGGUCAGAGCUGACAGCUACCUGUUUGUUGCCAUAUCAGCCUACCUUCAAUCAUCCCCAAACCUGCUGUCAACCCCUCAGGUGGAGAGGCUGGCCCACAGCCAAUCAUGAGCAUGGGUGGGUCUAACAGGAGAGUGAGAGCCACAGACACGAGAGAGAGUGAGAAAAUGACCGUGUAAAGCACAGCGUUGAGAUUGUAGGAGGGAUUCAGAGGAACAAGAUCAGCCAGAGAGAGUCUGCAGGGAUUCAUACAGAGAGAGAGAGACUGUGAGAGUGAAAAAGAGAGGCAGAGUGUGUGUGUGUGCUAGCGAGCCAAGGUCUUUUCGGAGCUAAACAUAGCAAGGUUGGAGGCAGUGUCAGUGUACAGUAGAUGUGACUCGUAUUUGCCAGCGCUGUUUGAGGCCAGCAACUCUUCUCGCCAUGCAUAUUCUACACUCGCACUGCGUCAUAAGGUGGAUCGAUGGCCCGAAAAGGAAAAGAAAGAACAGUUCAUGUUCUGUGAAGAGCAUGUCUGAAAUGAAUGGAUACGGACAGACUGGGUCAGAGAGUACAGGGUACAUCCCCAGCUACCUGGAGAAGGAUGAACCGUGCGUGGUGUGUGGAGACAAGGCCACUGGCUACCACUACCGCUGCAUCACCUGUGAGGGCUGCAAGGGCUUCUUUCGGCGGACAAUUCAGAAGAACCUCCACCCCGCCUACUCCUGUAAGUACGAUGGCUGCUGCAUCAUCGACAAGAUCACCCGCAACCAGUGCCAGCUGUGCCGCUUCAAGAAGUGCAUCGCAGUGGGCAUGGCCAUGGACCUCGUCCUGGAUGACUCUAAGCGGGUGGCCAAGCGGCGUCUGAUCGAGGAGAACCGGGAGAAGAGGAAGAAGGAGGAGAUGGUGAAGACUCUGCAGAACCGUCCGGAGCCCACCGGCUCAGAGUGGGAGCUGAUCCGCAUGCUGACCGAGGCCCAUCGCCAUACCAAUGCACAGGGCUCCCACUGGAAACAGAAACGCAAGUUCCUGCCAGAGGACAUAGGUCAGUCUCCCGUGGCCCCCACGUCGGACGGAGACAAAGUGGACCUGGAGGCCUUCAGUGAGUUCACCAAGAUUAUCACCCCUGCCAUCACCCGUGUCGUCGACUUUGCCAAAAAACUUCCCAUGUUCUCGGGGCUGCCUUGUGAGGACCAGAUCAUCCUAUUGAAAGGCUGCUGUAUGGAGAUCAUGUCGCUGCGCGCCGCCGUGCGCUACGACGCAGAGAGCGAGACGCUGACCCUGAGCGGCGAGAUGGCUGUCAAGCGGGAGCAGCUGAAGAACGGCGGCUUGGGCGUGGUGUCGGACGCCAUCUUCGACCUGGGCAAGAGCCUGGCGCAGUUCAAUCUGGACGACACGGAGGUGGCGCUGCUGCAGGCUGUGCUGCUCAUGAGCUCAGACCGCUCGGGCCUCACGAGCAGUGACAAGAUCGAGAAGUGCCAGGAGACCUACCUGCUGGCGUUUGAACACUACAUCAACUACCGCAAACACAACAUUCCCCACUUCUGGCCCAAGCUGCUGAUGAAGGUGACGGACCUGCGUAUGAUCGGGGCGUGCCACGCCAGCCGCUUCCUCCACAUGAAGGUGGAGUGCCCAACUGAACUUUUCCCCCCGCUCUUCCUGGAGGUCUUCGAGGACCAGGAAGUGUGAGUGGCGCCCCCCCCCGCUGCCAAAUAGUAGGGUGGCGACUUGGGAAGGAAUGGCUGUUUUUCUGGAGCGGCGGAGGGUUUUGGCAGGACUUGUGUUUCUCCGACAUUUACGUGGUAAACAACAAACAACAGGCAACAACCACACACCAGCAGCAGAGGUCAAACAAACAAUGAUUUUUGCUUUUAACCAACCACCUCUUCGUACCUGUUUUGGGGAAUCAGUUUGGCGGCCCUCCCUGUCUGAGCAGUCUUAUCCAGUGGGAGUUGCAUCCCUUUGCCGAGGCGCGCGCACGCACACGCACACACACUCUGGGUCCCUUCCCAGAGCCUUAUCGGCGGCACCUCAUUUGUCACUCGCCACUAGAUGGUGAUCUUCACAGCUUUGCACCGGUUUGAAAUGAUGGCAACCAUGUUUUAAACUGGUCCGCUAAUUUCAGUCUCAGAAUUAGUGUAAAACAAUAAUUCAAGUGACGCUGUCACACACAAGCAGAGGUCCUGAGCGUGUGCCAUAUAGCGCCUACCAUAGAGCAAAGCUACCAGUACCUACUAUCAUCUCCCAACGCAACUGAGCCAUGAGCGUGAUCAUGUUUGAAACAAGCCAGGUGCUAUGUUUAUAAGUCUCCUUUAAUUGUCUGAAAUGUGUAAAACUACAGACCAUGGCUCCGUAUCUACCUUCAGUUCUGUCAUUAGGCCGGUUCCUGUGACUCACACACACACACACACACACACACACACACACACACACACACACACACACACACACACACACACACACACACACACACACACACUGGGCAGACGUGCCUUGUCAUUGCCUGUGCUGCUGGUGCCAGCAGUAGACCCUCUUAUGAAUGACAAUUGAGCCCUUCUCUCUCCAAGAAAAGUCAUCGCAGUGAAGGAAAGAGGGGAAGAUGGAAGGGGGCCCACUGUCGGGGAGAGUUCUCAGAGGAGUACGAGUGAAAGAGAAGAGGGGAGGAAUAGGAUGAGAGAGAGAGAGAGAGAGAGAGAGAGAGAGAGAGAGUUAAAUCACUGGCAAGUAGACUCCAUAUAGCAUCCAUAUAGACUCCCACACUAUGUCUGAAUAGCAGUGAACAAGGCAGGCAACUCAUGUCUCUCACACACACACACAUCCUCACCUCAGAAACUCAAACGCCAUGUUGACUCUACACAUUGCAGUGAUGUAGCCCUGACCUGCAGGGUAAGUUAGUCCGAGUUUGCGCCUGUGUGACUCAGCUCAGUAUGGCCCCUCCAAGCUUCCAUACUCAGUUGUUAGGGUAGCGGUCACUGAGAAAGGGCAAGGUCAAUGACGUCUGCCAUUUACCUCAAAGUGGGCACACCUUCAAGGCUGGGGAGCCGACAUCGCUCCUGUGCCGACAGGCUCUACCUCACCUCUGGACACAGGGCAGCAGCCCCCAGCCUCCUCACCCACACACACACACACACACACACACACACACACACACACACACACACACACACACACACACACACACACACACACACACACACACACACACACACACACACACACACACACACACACACACACUCUUAAGGAUACUCAACAAACACACAUAUGUGCAUGGGUGGAAACUCAUAAGCACACAUACAUUAAGACAAAUCCCUCAAACACACAAUCUCAGUACUACCACUCAGUUGAAAUGAAAUACCACUGAAGACAGGAGGGCCUGCCCUUCCCUAUGGAGACCUCAUUGGUUUCACUGACUUCUCUCCUCUUUUUCGGGGGAACGGGGGAUGGUAACCAUUACGUUCGGCUUUUCUCUUUUUUGUUAUGUGGGACCAAGUGUCACUAUUCAAAUUUGGAGUCCCUAUUUUGUAUUUUUUUCAGUUGAAACAGAAGCCAAUAAAUCACACGCCGGAGGAAAUGACAUGUACAGUCCAGCUGUCGGCCCUGGAAGAGGAUUGGCUGGAGAAGCGAUACACCGCGAGCAAGCGGAGAACCCCAAGGUUACCGGGCCGUAGACGGGCGGUUUUAGCACUGUUGAGGGAACAAAAAAAAAAGCUCAAAGAGACAACCAAUUUUCAUUGAACGCUAAGCAGUAGUUUGUGAACGACUGAACGAGGCGGCGGGAGGGAUGAAUGGAUGGAUGCGUUUCAGCAUUCCGGGAGCAUGUGGAGGAACGCGUGAGGACAUGGAGCCGAGCGUUGAGUGGGACCAGGAUGGUGGGUAGCAGACGGCCAAGCCGAACUGCAGCAACCUCAACCGCCGUAGGUGGAAUCAACCCGAAAUCAACUGUUACCAGACUUCAGAGCACUCUAGUGGAGCAGCCAGAGCCCCCUCACACUACUGCAGUAGUCCCAACCCCUCUCUCCACCCUCCCCACCCUCAUCAGCAACUAUACAACCCCUAAUCCUCAAACCUAGCUUCAAGUCCUCUGUCAGGCAUGCCCCCUUCUCUGAGAGUCCUGGCCGACUCUGUAUAACAUAGGCCACUGGAACAGGGCUCCCAACUAACCAUGUCACAUUUUCAGUAUUAAACCAACAGACCUCCUCCCCAACCCUCAUCCACUCUGGGCUGGAGACGUCCCUGGGUGAGGGAGGGAUGGUCCGGGGUCUGUUUGUCACUCAUCCACUCUCCUCUCAGCAUUGGUCUCCAAGUCUACCCAGAUCCAGCCCCAGUACAUACUCCUUCCCCUGCCCAACCACCCAUUCACCCAACUCAAUGUAGGAGGCCAACGGUAGGUCUGAAAAAUGUACUCCAAACUGAAUCCAUGCCUCUCCCUUGUGAGACAAGGCUGGCCAUAACCGCUCACUUAGAGCGGCGUUACCGAAUGAAUGUGAACGGCAAAGCAGCAAUGGGAGCGAGUGAAGGAGAGAGCGUAAGGGAGCGGGACAGAAAGAAGGUGGGGGCAUCAGCCCUUCCUUCCGUCCUUCGUAUGGCGUGGGUUGGAGGGGGACCGUCGCCCGUGGUCAAAGCUCCGUUAUGAACUCAGAGGACGGGGAGAUGAUCAGGUGGUCUCCCCCUUUACUCCCUCAUUGAGGCAGCGAGUCCCCACCUUCGGGUCUCCAUAAAGGAGAGCCACCAAAUUUCACAUGGAGACGAUCGGCAACAGAAACAGAAGCGCCAUUCAAUGGAUGCGGGUAUGAAACCCCAAGCUUCGUUGACAAAGAACGAAGUGACAGAAGAAAAAAAAGGUCCUUAGCCGAUUGGGUGUGUGUGUGUGUGUGUGUGUGUGUGUGUGUGUGUGUGUGUGUGUGUGUGUGUGUGUGUGUGUGUGUGUGUGUGUGUGUGUGUGUGUGUGUGUGUGUGUGUGUGUGUGUGUGUGUGUGUGUGUGUGUGUGUGAAAUGGUUGGUUGAAAUGCUGCUUUUACCCUCUGAGUUGAAUUUUUAUUGAGAAAGACAUAUAUGAUGAUAAUGAUUAUGUACCCAGAAAAGUGAAAUGAGGAAUAUAUGACUUUAAAAAGACUCCUGAACAAAA
Molecule: messenger RNA, 5382 nt
Organism: Oncorhynchus gorbuscha (pink salmon)
Lineage: Eukaryota; Metazoa; Chordata; Actinopteri; Salmoniformes; Salmonidae
Product: thyroid hormone receptor alpha-like
Exons: 9
Coding region: 699-1943 (414 amino acids)
Biological process (GO): negative regulation of transcription by RNA polymerase II; thyroid hormone receptor signaling pathway; retinoic acid receptor signaling pathway
Molecular function (GO): zinc ion binding; RNA polymerase II cis-regulatory region sequence-specific DNA binding; nuclear receptor activity
Source: RefSeq, a predicted model, not a curated record